Messenger RNA from Fibroporia radiculosa, 843 nucleotides. RefSeq lists its product as uncharacterized. Lineage: Eukaryota; Fungi; Basidiomycota; Agaricomycetes; Polyporales; Fibroporiaceae. Bases 1 to 843 code for a protein of 280 amino acids. The transcript is spliced from 4 exons. The record is from RefSeq and is a predicted model, not a curated record.
AUGGCCGAUAUGCUGCACCAAUUAUCCGAGCGGUUGAGCGGCGCCAUAGCCGCUCUCUCUAAUUCGGUAUAUACCGCCUCAACGUUCUUGUAUCGCGACAUUCUGCUCUUCCACUGGCCAGUCGAUUUCUACAGCGUCCGGUUCGCGAGAUGUUGUGAGGCUAUGGAUCUUAGCAGUACAGUGCAGAAUAAUCGCUUGUCUGUUCAAGGCACUCUGAGAUUGUCAGUGUCCCCAACAGAGCAGUUCGUCGACUCAAUGAUCCACCAGUGGGCACGAGUCUUCUCGGCCUGUACUGCUAUCUUGACGAUUGUGGAGACAAUUUCACAGACUGUCACCUUCGGGACCAACCCGCUAUUGUUCACGACUGCAAUACUGUCCAUAGUUCAAGCAUGCAUUGGUAUGACAUUCUCCGGGAUGUACAUCUGGUUUGCCUACGAGGUGAAGGAGGUUAACCGCGGAGGUCAAUUGCUGCAGCGCUUGAGAAGCCUCGAAGCAUCCCGCUGGUUGAAGCCGUCGAUGCUUCUUGCGGCGCCGGUUGUAUGGUUUCUCUGGGGAGCAAUCACCUCGAGCAUCAUGAUAAUUUUCAGCAUCUGGGAUCGGCAUAUUCUUCAGAAUGCACCAGAUAAUAGCGCACAAACCGCAUCGCUCCCCGCAGCGAUCAUCUCUGGCAUUGUGAUCACCACGACCGCCAUUGUGGGUGCUGCACAUCUCCUGCUCGCAGUCUCAGCCUUCUGGAAAUUUCCGCUGUCCCGCGAGGACAACAAUCACCAUGAGGAUGGCACUAGGGUAGACGACAUGCAGCCCUAUCUUAGCGCUCGUUUGGGCUCGGAAGUAACUGACUAG